This is a messenger RNA of Terrapene triunguis (Three-toed box turtle), 1724 nucleotides long. It is a transcript of the gene EIF6, whose product is annotated as eukaryotic translation initiation factor 6. Gene Ontology annotation, molecular function: ribosomal large subunit binding. The coding region runs from base 689 to 1384 and encodes 231 amino acids. Lineage: Eukaryota; Metazoa; Chordata; Testudines; Emydidae. The record is from RefSeq and is a predicted model, not a curated record. Gene Ontology annotation, biological process: maturation of 5.8S rRNA; ribosomal subunit export from nucleus; cytosolic ribosome assembly. Gene Ontology annotation, cellular component: preribosome, large subunit precursor; cytosol; nucleolus. The transcript has 5 exons.
CACCUCCAUGAGCGGCAGAAGCUCUGUCUGCGUGAGAAGCUCUUCCACAUACAUAGCGCUGUGCACACGUGUGCUUAUUGCUGUGUAACUUAUGUUGCCAACAAAACUAGUGUAGACAAGGCUGUAGCCUCAGAUAAUGGUGUCGCAUGUAGUUUUAGCCACCUCACUGUUCUCCCCUUUAUCCAGAUCAUUGAUAAAUAAAUUAAACAGCAGGUGUCCUAGUACCAGUCCUAGAGGUGUCAUUUGUUUUCUAACCCAUGACUGUACUUCACCUCUCACUCCACAGUACUUUAGUUGCCUUAUUAGCUUCCCAUGAGAGACUUUGUCAAAGGCUGUUUGAAGUCCAAUAAAUUCAAUCAGCCUGUUCUUUAUUCACGGUGUUGCUGGCACAUUCAAAGAAUUCUAGUCAUCACUUUAAUAGGAAAUGGCUUCGUUGUAGUUGGGAAGACCGUGUGGGUCUAGUGGACAGGGCACGCUGCACUGGGGCUCAGGAAGCCUGAGUUGCAUUGCUGACUCUGCCAUUAACCUGCUGUGAAGCUUUGGGCAAGUCAGUGAACUUCUCUGCCCCUCAGUCUCCCCAUCUGUAAAAUGGACAUACUCACCUUUAUAAAACAGGUCAGGAACAUCAGAUCUCCUUCUCAGCUGUCUUGACCUGAUUUCCCUUGGGGUAUGAGUCCCUCUGGAUUGAAUGGGAUUCUCUGUAUAUGUCACUCUUUGCUUUGCAGCAUCAUUUCACUGUCUGUCUUAUUGCAGUAUCUUUGAGGGGGAGCUUUCUGAGACCAUCCCUGUUGUUCACGCUUCCAUCGCUGGCUGUCGGAUCAUUGGGAGAAUGUGUGUUGGGAACCGGCAUGGACUGUUGGUCCCAAGCAGUACAACAGACCAGGAGCUUCAGCACAUCCGCAACAGCCUGCCAGACUCCGUCCGAAUCCAAAGGGUGGAGGAGCGGCUCUCAGCUUUGGGCAAUGUCACCACAUGCAAUGACUAUGUAGCACUUGUCCAUCCAGACCUUGACAGGGAGACUGAAGAGAUCUUGGCAGAUGUGCUCAAAGUAGAAGUUUUCAGACAGACGGUUGCAGACCAGGUUCUGGUAGGAAGUUACUGUGCUUUUAGUAACCAGGGAGGACUUGUGCACCCAAAGACUUCAACUGAAGACCAGGAUGAGCUCUCCUCACUGCUGCAAGUCCCACUUGUGGCUGGAACAGUAAAUCGUGGCAGUGAGGUUAUUGCUGCAGGGAUGGUUGUGAACGAUUGGUGUGCCUUCUGUGGGCUGGACACAACCAGCACAGAGCUAUCGGUUAUCGAGAGCAUCUUCAAACUGAACGAAGCGCAGCCAAGUACCAUUGCUACCAGCAUGAGAGAUUCCUUGAUUGACAGUUUGACAUGAGAAGCGCGGCUCUGACCAAGGAGCAGAGUGCCAGGCUCCUGCUUCAUCUGCUUUCUGGAUUAAGGACACCAGACCCUUCUACUAUCAUUUCUGUGGGCCCUGCUGGGAGGGUGCCGCAUAACCAAUAUUUUUAAUGUUCUGUUAACUACUUCCUACUACAAACACCUGGCAAACAGCAUGAAUGAGUUAUAAAUAUGAAGUGUUCUGUGUCGCCGGCUGCCAUUUUCCUGUCCUUUUAGUGAUCUCAGCACUGCCGGAAUCUGUAACAUUAGAGCUUGUCUAUUGGUGAAGCUGACUUGGGCUCUUACAGCAGCUAAAGAUGCUUCUGUUCACACUUCAA